CUUUCUUUUCGGCGAACUAAUUUUCGAGAUGAGAUCUUAAUAUGCCUGAGGGGGAGGGGGACACAAAGAUCUCGAAUUUUAAUUAAAAUUUUAAAAAAAUUCUAGAAGUCAGCUGACAUAUUAAUUAUUACUAAUUUCUAAGUGCGGAUUCGAUUAUUUGACCCAUUUUUUCGAUACGACCCCUCUAACCCUCCUCUAUGCAUGCCCGUGAACAUGGCCUUUAUUUAUGUACUUGGAAAAUUUUAAAUGACGUGUGACGUAUUAUUUAUUAGAUAUUCGAGGGCUCUGAGUUCGAAUUACUUCUUAUUUUUCGGGUACGUUGUCUCAGAGCCCCACUAUUUUGAAAAAAAAAGAGUUUGAAAAAUUAUGAAACCAUUGUGUGAUUUGUCGAUUCCUACCAUUUCAAAAUCGCUGGGUUCUCUGAAAAAUUUCAAGAACUUUUGAUUUCUUUCCAAAAUCAAGGGAUCUUGUGAUUUAAAAAAAAAUUAAUAACGUUGGAUAGGUACUGAUUUUUCAAACUUGAGGAUAUUUCGAACCCUCCCUCUCCCUUCCAACUCACCAUAUAUCCCAAAUGUCUCUGCUUUCAUCCGAUUAUUCGAUUCAAUUUGUUGGUCGAAAAAUUUUCGAAUCAGCCAAAUUUUCACUGUCUCCAAAAAUGUUGAUGCUUAUAAAUUCUCGUAAAUCAACCCUCUAAGGAAUCAUUUAUUUCCUCAGCAGGUUUGCUUUUUAUGAUCGAGUUUUUAGUUGAAUUUUUGUAAAAAAUGAUGGCUAUUGUGGAACCUUCCUAUCAUCAAUCUUUUAAAAUUUUUACAUCUGUCGACCUAGCAUUCUUUUUAAUGAGUCAAAUGAUGUAAAAUUUGGGGAAUGGCCGAAUGGGGUGCUUUUGGGACUGGAUUGGACCACUGGAGUUGAAAUUAAAAAUAACAUAUACCCCUAAUGUGCAUUUUUCAGAUGCUGACCUUUUAACCCUCUUCGACUCCUCUGCAGGGUCGAUAAAUUAUCUACGUUUUGGGGCAGAUUUUCGCAUUUCUUGACUUCUGAACCAGUCUGUACCCCCUCCCCUUUCGCUCCCCCCGGUCCUCUCAAAAAAACGGCCGAGACUGUCUAAAUUUGGCACGUACAAUGAGAAGGUGCCACAAAUGUGCACUUUACACAUUUCAAUCAUCCAGCUCUAUUUGACCCCUCUCUAGACCCUUCAGGGUCGAAAAAGUCGGUUUUUUCGUCACAUCAGGAAACGUAAAAAAAAAGAGGGGAAUCGGAGUAACGGACUUUAUUUUGGUUCGAAAGGUCAGCUGUAUUGUCACAUUUCACGAGCAACUCGACAAUGAAGAAAAUAGUUUCCAAUUUCGAGGUAAAAAUCUUACAAAACCUACAGCGAAGAAUUCCGAACCAGUUAGAAGUAGUAUUCUCACACUUGACGAAUGAGCUAACAAUGCAGAAAAAAUUAUAUGGGUACGUUCGAUUAAUUCGCACGUUUUUUCCGUGUAACUUAUCGUACUCGGCAGCAGCUUUCUCAGAACAUGUGGAAAAAAUUGCAGCUAUACUUAUGUCUCAAUCGCACCUGAGUAGGUGUACUUAUUUCACUCCAUUCGAAAUGGACAAUUGAAGGGCACCGUGAAAUUACCCUCAACGAUAAAGCCGAGGAAGAAGGCGUCAAGGCGUAUUAAAAUAUACCGCCAUUAUCUCGGAAGGUCUGCCGAGUAAUUUGAAUGAAAAAUUGAUUGGUCAAAACAAAAGAAAUAAUACACGACGAACAGGCCAACGGUAGCGAUUCAAACAGGAAGAGAUGACAUUAACCUUAGCGUAUGGUAUCGUUUACUUGAAUUUCGCGUUGUGUUGGGUAAAUUUACACCAAAAUGUGUAGAAAAAUUUUUAUCAAUGGUGUAAAUUCCCAUCGGAAAUGAGUCAGAUAAUGACGAAGAAGGAGAGGAGAGCCGAGAGAAAUUACCGAACGUACUUCCAUUCCACCUGUGUGUGCAAUGAGAACCUCGAGUAUAAUUAUUUUAUAAAACCCAAACACGCGCUGGAUAACGAUUGACGAUUGACGACGAUUUCGGUGAUGUCGAUGUGUUUUUAUACGAAUUUUUGUGUAUGUGAGUAGGUUCACUGUUCAGGUAGGUAUAUACCUUUGAAUACAGGUAGGGAAAAAAAGCAACGGUAAGCUAAUAUACGAUCUAUGCGAUCGGAUCGGAUGCAAUAGUACGGGCACGUUUUCUAUUACAAUUGUUAACGGCUGAGAAAAUAAAGAUGACCCGUUGAUAUGGCGUAUGGUGUGCCGCCUCUGUAUUUGUCUAGUCCAAACAGUAAUACUAGAUUGUUGGCUCGUACCCGGUGGGUCAUCAGUGAUAUCCCGUUGUGUAUGCGUUAUUGAUAUCCCGGAUAUACACAGCGGUAAUGCGGAUGAUUUUACUCAUAUUUGUCGUCGCUUUUUGAAAAAAAUAUUCCUAAUAAGACUCCUAAGAGCAGAAUUACCUUACCUUCGAGAUCGUCGCGAGUUCGCGAAAUACGAGUAAAUUAUGAAUAAAUUAUGUUUGGCGUUUUUUUGCGCGCUCGGUGUUUCGUACGCGAUUCCAUCGACUACCGAAAAUGAUAUCAGUACGUUUACCUCGCCGGUUACCGAAAAGCUAGAAGAUUCGAAUAAGAUUACCACAUUUGUGCCUUCGUUAAGCGCCAUCAAACCGACCAUCAGUGAGAAAAAAUCAGCUCGAUACGAUGGCGAUCAAGUGCUACGUAUUUUCACCGUCAAUUCGAAACAUCGUAAGAAGAUCAAGGAAAUCGAACGUGAGAAUAAGGGUCAAAAAUGGGCUAGUAAUACCACCUCCGUAGAUAUUUACAUCAAAAAAGAUAGAAUCGAUGAAGUAAAACAAGCGUUGAAUAACGCCUCGAUGGAUUUUAGAAUUUUAGUCGAAGAUGUACAACGAGCCAUCGACGAAGAAAAUCCUCCCCAAAAGUUCGAAGAACUCAACGAAUUUACCAAUCGUAAAGGUCAUCGAUUAACAUUCGAGCACUACCAUCGUAUGGCAGACGUGCACGGUUUCAUGGAUUAUCUAGCCAGUGCUCGAUCGAGUCAAGUCAGCGUGCAUACGCUCGGCGAAUCUGUCGAAGGAAGACCCAUCAAAAUGAUAAAAAUAAGCUCCGGCAAACCAAACGCUUCUGCUUUCUGGAUCGAUGGAGGAAUCCACGCCAGAGAAUGGAUCGCCGUCGCUAGCGUAUCUUACAUAAUCAACGAACUAGUCGAAAACAGGGACUCGCUGGAUAAAGAAUUGCAAGAUACUGAUUUCUACAUCGUUCCUUUGUUGAAUCCGGAUGGAUACGAAUAUUCGCACGAAUCGGAACGAUUAUGGAGGAAAAACAGACGUCGUAAUUUGGGCGCUUUCUGCGUCGGUACCGAUUUAAAUCGGAACUGGGAUUACGAAUGGGGUGGUUCUGGUUCCAGCAAAUUCCCUUGUCAAGAAAUUUACGCCGGUUCUGGUCCAUUGUCUGAGCCGGAAACUAAAGCUGUAGCCAAUUUUAUCCUAAACAAUGAGUCUAAAUUUAAAGGAUUUGUCACGUUCCACAGCUACGGUCAAUACAUCCUGUACCCUUGGGGAUACGCCAAACGACUACCCCCUGAUGCCGAAGAUCUCGAUCGUGUGGGUCGAAUUGCCGCAGCAGCCAUGAAACAAGCCGGCGGAUCAUCGUAUUCUGUGGGCAAUAGCGCUGCUUUACUUUACGCUGCCGCGGGAGGUUCAGACGACUGGGCUAAGGGAGCGGCGAAAAUAAAAUACACGUAUACCAUCGAAUUACGCGAUACAGGAAGACACGGAUUUUUAUUACCUGCAUCUCACAUAAAAGGCAGUGGAAAAGAAGCUUUUGCUGCUAUUAAAGCUAUCGCUAAAGAGAUGAACGCGUAGUGCGAUUAUUUCUAUAUACUAAAAUCUCAUGUGUCAUAAUUAGGUAUUUACCUAUUUAUAAGUUGAAUAUUUUUUUUUUUACAUAUCGAUGUUAAAUUUAUGUAUGUAUAAUCGCGUCUCGGUGAUUUGGUUGGUCGUAUAGUGAUCGCGUUACAUUGUUAGACCUACCAUACCAACUACUUAAGUAUAGGUAUAUUAUUUAAUGUUUUGAAAAUUAUAUUUAUAUUUUCUUUUAAAAA
Molecule: messenger RNA, 4132 nt
Organism: Planococcus citri (citrus mealybug)
Lineage: Eukaryota; Metazoa; Arthropoda; Insecta; Hemiptera; Pseudococcidae
Product: carboxypeptidase B-like
Exons: 6
Coding region: 2517-3893 (458 amino acids)
Biological process (GO): proteolysis
Molecular function (GO): zinc ion binding; metallocarboxypeptidase activity
Source: RefSeq, a predicted model, not a curated record